AUGAUGGCAAAUCACCUUGUAACUGAUUCUAGAAACUCCAAGAGACCAAGAGAAUUGGAGUCUCAAUCUCAAAUGCAAGAUCAUCCAGAGAUGUCCUCUCUUGGAAAAUCAGAUUCAUCUUUCUCUGAAUGUUCUGGACUAUUUUAUAAAGAUGAAUCCCUGGAGAAAGAUUUAAGUGACAUGAGCAAGGAAAUUAAUCUAAUGUUGUCUACAUAUGCAAAGAUCUUAAGUGAGAGAGCAGCAGUUGACGCAUCUUACGUUGAAGAGAUAGAUGGACUCUUUAGAGAAGCCAACACUAUUGAAAACUUCCUAAUACAAAAAAGAGAGUUCCUGAGACAGAGAUUUACAGUGAUUGCAAACACACUGCAGAGUUAA
Castor canadensis (American beaver) is the source of this 375-nucleotide messenger RNA. The record is from RefSeq and is a predicted model, not a curated record. Lineage: Eukaryota; Metazoa; Chordata; Mammalia; Rodentia; Castoridae.